Dimorphilus gyrociliatus is the source of this 1396-nucleotide messenger RNA. The record is from the annotation of a GenBank genome assembly. NCBI's taxonomy places the organism in Eukaryota, Metazoa, Annelida, Polychaeta, Dinophilidae.
AAUGAGUCUAAAUUUGCAGCAACCAAUUCUUCUGACUGGAUUAAUAAAAACAAAUGGAAAAGAAUUUUUGUGGACCGAUAAAACAUCUGUAGAUUUCUACAAUUGGGGAUAUGGUGAGCCAAAUUCUCAGCCGGCGCCGGCAAACUGUGUAUUUAUGGAAAAAGUGAUUUUUAUUGUAAAAUUCUUUUCUUCACUCUGUAAUGGAUUUUUGCGGCAUUGCAAAUUAAACAUAAGUGAAGAAUUAUGGGCAGAGCACUGCCAACAAGUUACUCAAAGUUUAAUUGUGGUAGAAGGACGUUUAGAAGUCGACGACAUUUUCACACUGUUUCAAGAAAAACUAGAUUCUGACUCAGGCUUUAAAAGGGAGCAGUUUACUGGUCCAGUGCAACUGGCAUCAUCAGAACCUUUUCCUUUACAAUUAGCUUUACGAAUGAAAUUAGUCAGCAGAUGCACGCUAAACGACAUUCUUUUAACUGUGGCAACCGGUUCAAUUCGAAAACAAAUGCAACUAAAUGGCAGCUGGAACCCUACAGAGAUACAAGCAGCUGUUCCUAUUGAUAUCAGAAACUCUUCUAAAAACGAAACUGCGUGGGUAAAUGUUGCCUUACCUACCGACAUAGAAGGUGUUAUUCCACGUUUGUGGAAAAUAAAGCAUAGAAUGGAAAAACUGAAAAACUCUUCAACAGCGAAUCUGUCUUUUUUCUCUUGUAAGGUUCUAAACGCUUUGCUGCCAAAGUCAACUUUUUUUGCUUUAAGAUCAAGUUGGUUUGGAAAAUGCUCUUGUUUAAUCGCAAACGUUCCUGGUCCAACGCAAUGCGUGGAUAUAAAGAAUCAUCCAGUUAGGAUGAUCAUUGGCUGGUCGCCUUUACUUGUUAACAUUCCAUUUACAUUAACAUUCACAGUUUACCACGAUGCUAUAAGAAUGGUUUGUUUGACUAACGGUAAAUGCCCUGCUAACCCGAGCAUUCUAACUGAUUAUUUCACAUCUGAAAUGAAUACUUUGGGACGAUUACUUGCAAAUCGGAAAGUGCCGGGCGAGAAGAGGUCUUCUUUGAGCCAACAGCAACUUCACAGCCAAAUCUUUAGAUGGCCAAAUGAAAGAUCUUUAGAAGAGAUAAAGAAGGCGGUUCUGGACGUUCAAAAGCAAUUGCAAGAUAUAAAAAAUGGAGAACAGUCAUCUGAUAUUGAAAAUAAAGUUGAGUAUUUAAAAGAACAAUUUAAAGAACUCAUAUCAGAAAUGCGCCGUCGAAAAGAAAACGAUGAUGACGAAGCGGAUGAUAAUGACGGAGAAUUGAGACGUUCAUCAUUUCGCGGGAGAGCGACUUCAGGUGUUUCGAGAGGUUCAGUUAUAUCAAUUAUUAGUGUAGGUAGGGCAAGAACAUCUGCAAUAGACUAG